AUGUCGCUGCAGGCUUGCUUGAUUGAGACGAUGAUACUUUUUGGAGACAACGCUUACAAGUUGCCUCACAUGUCGAAGGAGAAGCAUGAGCGAAAGGGAAUGUUACCACUGAACGUGUCAUGCCCGCGCGAAGUGUUCGACGCCGCGAGGUCCAAGUUGGAUGGCAUGGCAUCCGCUGACCUGAACCGCUCGCUCGCUGCCGAGGCCCGCUGCAUCAACGAGCUCGCCCAGGAGCUAGAGGCAAUUGCCCUAUGCGACGAUGACAUGCUUGACGUCAUGAUUGGAGUGGGAAUUGAACCAAUUUGUGUAGAAGAUGACGAGUAA
Molecule: messenger RNA, 324 nt
Organism: Aphanomyces astaci
Lineage: Eukaryota; Oomycota; Saprolegniomycetes; Saprolegniales; Verrucalvaceae
Exons: 1
Coding region: 1-324 (107 amino acids)
Source: RefSeq, a predicted model, not a curated record